This is a messenger RNA of Capsaspora owczarzaki ATCC 30864, 1306 nucleotides long. RefSeq names its product GPI-anchor transamidase. The transcript has 8 exons. Gene Ontology annotation, molecular function: GPI-anchor transamidase activity. The record is from RefSeq and is a predicted model, not a curated record. Gene Ontology annotation, cellular component: GPI-anchor transamidase complex. Gene Ontology annotation, biological process: attachment of GPI anchor to protein; proteolysis; protein localization to cell surface. Lineage: Eukaryota; Filasterea; Ministeriida; Capsasporidae. The annotation marks the transcript as partial.
GAUGCAGAUUGCCACCGUUGUUCGCCAGCAAAUCGUCGCUCUGCUACUUUUGGCCUUGUUCUCUGCCGUUGCAGCUGCAUCCAUGCACGAGUCGUCAUCGUCGUCGUUAGACUCGCAUCACGAUCGAGCAGCGGCGUUCUUGAAUGAGCGUGCUGCGGCUGGCCACACCAACAACUGGGCAGUCUUGGUGGCCACGUCAAAGUACUGGUUCAACUACCGGCACACUGCGAAUACGCUGGCAAUGUAUCGGAGCGUGAAACGGCUCGGAAUACCAGACUCGAACAUUAUUCUGAUGCUCGCAGACGACAUGGCGUGCAACACGCGAAAUCCAUUCCCAGGAACAGUGUUUCACAAUACCAAGCGGGAAAUCAACGUUUAUGGCGAAAACAUUGAGGUUGACUACCGCGGUUCCGAGGUCACUGUUGAGAAUUUCUUGCGAGUGCUCACAGGCCGGUUCCCGGAGCACGUACCGCGUUCCAAACGCCUUCUUUCCGACGACAGGAGCAACAUUUUGGUAUAUAUGACUGGACACGGCGGUGACGAAUUUCUCAAGUUCCAAGACUCUGAAGAAAUAUCAAGCCGCGAUAUUGCUGAUGCCUUUGAGCAAAUGUGGCAAAAGCGAAGGUACAACGAAAUCAUGUUCGUGAUUGACACGUGCCAAGCGAAUACAAUGUACUCCACCUUCUACUCUCCGCACAUCCUCGCAUGCGGCAGUGCCGCGUUGGGCGAAACAUCCUACUCGCAUCACGCCGAUCCUGUGCUCGGCGUUGCUGUUGUCGACCGUUUCACGUAUCACGCACUUGAAUUCUUGGAGAGUGUCAGGCCAGAUUCCUCGGCAACGAUUGCCGACUUUUUCAAAGUCUUUGACUGGAGUGCACUCUCCUCGACAUUUGGCUAUCGUGAUGAUCUUUUUGGGCGCGAUAUCAAGCAGGUUCGACUUACAGAAUUCUUUGGCAACGUGCAACCAAUAGAGCUCCUCGAGCCGCGGGUUGUGGAAGACAGCGAGGCUCGCGCGCAGCUUGUCCAGCGUGUUUUGAAUGCGUAUCGGACAGAGGAGCCGGAGGUCAGCAAGGUCGCACCGCUCGUGUCCGACUCAUCGACCGAUUCCUCUUCUUGGCAAAGCAAGUUUACGUUGAUACCACCGACUCCCUUUGUGCACAACAAGGCGUAUUGGUCUGUUAUUGGGACUAUCGCUGUAUUGACAGCCACGCUGGUGGUGCUGGAAUCGCUGAAGCGAUAGCCAUCCUUCCGAAACUUUUGUUACUGCUUUGAUGACUUGUUCAGACCAAUAAUUAUAUAUUGCGGG